Messenger RNA from Xenia sp. Carnegie-2017, 1012 nucleotides. RefSeq names its product achaete-scute homolog 5-like. Gene Ontology annotation, biological process: regulation of transcription by RNA polymerase II; developmental process. Bases 329 to 766 code for a protein of 145 amino acids. The transcript has a single exon. Lineage: Eukaryota; Metazoa; Cnidaria; Anthozoa; Malacalcyonacea; Xeniidae. The record is from RefSeq and is a predicted model, not a curated record. Gene Ontology annotation, molecular function: protein dimerization activity; RNA polymerase II transcription regulatory region sequence-specific DNA binding; DNA-binding transcription factor activity, RNA polymerase II-specific.
CCAGCCACUCAUCUUUGAAGCACAAAAGACUCGGAAAAAAAGAGAAGCGAUCCAUUUAAAAAAUCAAGGCUGGAAGUUUGUCGUGAAAUCUCAAACUUCUCCAUGAACGUAACGUUGCAUUUGAUCAUUUCUAGUAGAGAUAAUUGAAGUUUACAUCAAAAACCGUGCUUAAGGGGAUCAUGAGCAAGUACUUUACUAGAUCAACUGCAUCAAAGGACUAACCAGAGUAGAAACAUUGACAUUUCGUUAUACGAUAUUGAGAAACUUAUUUUUUUGGUCACAUUUUUCUUCGUGAAAGAGAUCUUCACACCGUCGACUACAUAGAGUAAUGUCAGUAAUGGAGUACUCGGAUUUUACCUUUUCGAUGCCAACUUGCUAUCAACUAGGAAUUCCCAAAGAACCCAACGCUGCAGAAACUCAAGGUAUGAACUACUCAUGCCCCUCUCAAACGGUGCCCGUGGCUCAUCCAUUAUACGACUGCAACUUGGAACCGGCGUUCAUCAGGAAACGCAAUGAAAGAGAACGCAUUCGCGUGAGACACGUAAACGAAGGCUACGCCAAACUUCGCGAACACCUUCCAAACGAACCGACCGAGAAACGAAUGUCGAAAGUGGAAACACUCAGAGCUGCAAUCCGUUACAUUCGUAAACUUGAAUCGAUGCUUGGAAGCACCAAAGACAAAUCGAUCUGCACGGGCUCUCAAGCAGAGAAGACUGAAGACGUCAAAGCAAAAGAGUCGGAAAGAGAUAAAAACGAUUCCUGUUAAAAAAAAGUUGAAAUCAUUUCUUUCAUUCAUUGCUACCGUUGAAAACUUAACAGUUUUGUCUUGGAUUGCUGCUGAAUGCUUUAUUUCAUGGAACUCAAUUAGAACUGUUUUAAAGCUUAGGUUCUCAGAUAAUUUUGUACAAUAGUUAUAUUUUAGACGGUGCACUUCAAAUUUGUGCGAGCACGACAGUAAUUUUAACCGACAGCACAUUUCAAUAACUAAUAAACAAGUAACUUUUUCCCUUCG